Molecule: messenger RNA, 432 nt
Organism: Castor canadensis (American beaver)
Lineage: Eukaryota; Metazoa; Chordata; Mammalia; Rodentia; Castoridae
Source: RefSeq, a predicted model, not a curated record
AUGGGGCCCCUCCCCCACAGCGAGGCGGGGUUGGAGCUCAGACCUGGGGGCAGCAGCCCAUUGGGACUCAUCAUCCAUGAGGGACCCUCAGUGUACCGCAUCUUUAAACGGUGGCAGGCUGUCAACCAGCAGUGGAAAGUGCUGAACUAUGACAAGACAAAAGACCUGGAGGAUCAAAAGUCAGGAGGCAGGACAAACCUGAGGACAUCCUCAUCUACCCAGGCCAAUAUCCCCUCCUUGGAAGAGGAGGCAGUCAGCACCCCUGCCCCUGAGGAGGGCCCUGCCCGGGCUGCUGGCCACCCUGAAGGCCCUGUGUCCCAACACCACUGUGCUUACACCAUUCUGCAUAUCCUGAGUCACUUGAGACCUCAUGAACAGCGGAGCCCCCAGGGUGGCAGCCGAGAGCUGGUCAUGAGAGUCACGACAGUGUGA